This is a messenger RNA of Siniperca chuatsi (mandarin fish), 1847 nucleotides long. RefSeq names its product mitotic spindle assembly checkpoint protein MAD1. The coding region runs from base 664 to 1596 and encodes 310 amino acids. The record is from RefSeq and is a predicted model, not a curated record. The transcript has 8 exons. Lineage: Eukaryota; Metazoa; Chordata; Actinopteri; Centrarchiformes; Sinipercidae.
CUCAAAUUUGUACUUGGUACUAGGUACAGUACUUGAGUAAAUGUACUUCUUUAAAUUAAUUAGUUGCAGUAUCUCAUCAGAAAUUAGCAGUUUUCUUCAAACAGUUUUAGAUUAUAUUCUACAUACAAACUACUAAGACAUAUAGAGAUAUAAAAUACAAGAUGUUAUUACAUGCCAAUGGUAUUUUCCUGUAUAAAAUCUCUUAUGCAAUCCUAUAUAAUUUAAGUACUAACCUGCAGCUGCUGCUGUAAAGACGCCUGCCUGCUAGACACAACAUGCCCGACUUACUUCAGCUCUCUCCUGCAGCACUUGUUGCCUUGGAGGAGAAUUUUAAAACAAAUUUGGCAUAUAACGUCAGAUCAAGCCUUCAGUUUGUGCAUGAAACAAGUCAUAGUUUUCCUAUUUAUUUAAGCAGUGAACCACACACACACCAGCAGCAUGCCUCACCCCCAUGUUAUGAAAACAAAAGCUUGGAUUAAUGCUGAAACUUGCCCUUUGUAGGUGCGCUCCAGGUCUAAGUCUUCUUUAAGACAGACUUCAUGGACAAGGAAAGGGAAUGUGCACACUGCGUCCUAUCUGACCAUGUGGGACACCCCCACCCUGCCCUAAGGAGCAUGGGAAGGUGGAAGAACCUUUAGAUUGAAGAGAGCAGUUCAGACACAGAUGAGCAUGAGGAGGUUUUUCCAAGCACACAGGGACGAAGACCACAGUCAGAUCCAGUAUCUGACAGCCAAGUGCACCCGCCUGGCUCAUGAUAAAGUGCUUGACAGGGAGUUCCUGGUGUCCAGAGACAGGGAGAGGAAGCUGCAGAAUGCACUGGAGGCUACGACCACUCGACUCCUCCACCAGGAGCAGCUGAACAUGGAGCUCAGGAUGAAACAUGACCAACUCAUCAGCAGGAUCCACCAGCAGCAGGACCUGGUGGACUUGCUGCAGCAGCGUGUGGUCCUGCUGGCGGGGGAGAGCUUUCGGGACGGGGAGCUGCUGCGGCAGGUCGGCUCAGAGCUGCUGUGCCUGCAGAGCUCUGAGGUGAAGCUGCAGGGCCUGGUGGAGCAGCUGCACGCUGAGGCCCAACACAGAGCUGUGGUGGCAGACAGCCUGCAGGCAGAGCUGCGCAGUAAGACAGUGGAGCUGGAGGAGCUACAAGAAACCAACAAAACCUUGACGGAGGAGCUGAAGGAUUUACGCACCGCUCAUCAGAAGAAGGUGAGGGAACUGCAGCAGGAGAAUGAGGGAAGUCUGGGGAAACUACAGGAGACAGCAGAGCAGUUUGAAUGGCUCUGUCAGCAGCAGCGCUACUGGAUGAGUUGUGUCAAGAGAUUCAAAGACUGCCUGAUGAAGGAGAGAGAAGCUCUACGGGUCCUCAUGUUGGAAAAGAACGCUGAGAAACCGAGGAAAAGUUUACAUGACGACUGUCCCACACAGGGCGUCCUCUGUCCCCUGCAGGACUCUAAAUGCUGUGACAGCAGUAGAACAUCGUGGGACGCAGGUGCAGUGGCUGACCUGGAGUCUCAGGUGGAUAAGUCAAACACGCUGUAUGAGGAGCUCUUUAACCGGGCAGGGAGCCCUAUCAACGGAUACCAAAAACCUCCUUGAGGACAGAAGCCUGGAGCCUGGACUCGUCUUCUUUUUCUCUUCCCACCUUCUGCAAACCAGAAAAUAACUACUAGAUGUUUGUGUGUGUGGUUAGCUUUGUGGAAUACUUCCCAGUCAUUGUCAAAAAACCUCCAAAACCUUGGAAAAACAUACCUGUGAAACCAUACAUUCACUGUUCUUCCACUAUUGUUCACCUGUCUUAAAAAGAAUGUGCUUCAUGAUAUAUGACUGAAUUAAACACUGUACAGUUU